CUAGUAUUUAGCCUUUGCUCCUGAAAAACGACUUGAUUAUUCGACCGUACCCUUGCGAGACAGUUCAAAGUCAUUUUAUAUUCUCUACGUAAUAAGUAUAUCAGCUACAUGCCAACUCGUUUUAAAUCUUACGAUCAACGAAAGGAAUCAGGCGGCAUCAGUAUGAGUUCAGGAUUUUCAUCUAAAGUUCCCGAUUGCGUGGUAAAGGAUUGCUACGAGUAUGAAGGCGUCAUUAUGCCCAACAUCAUGCGCAAGGAUGUGAUAGAUCGUGUCAGGGAGUUUGAGUGUCGACCCGAUGAUCUCUUCAUAGUAACCUAUCCCAAGUCAGGUACGACGUGGGUAGAGCAUCUGUGUAUGUUGAUAGAACAUGACGGAGAUGCCAGUCAGCAAGAAGGCGCCCAUCUUAUGAUGAAGGUCCCGUUUCUUGAGUUUUUGCAAGACAUGCUCAACAUUGCCACAUCACCAACAUUUAUUGAUUUAGCCGAGAAGAUGCCGUCUCCUAGGAUACUCAAAUCUCACUGUCAACCGCCAUUCCUACCCCCGGGUAUCCGAACUGAUGAUCCGAAAGCAAAGGUAAAGAUAAAUUAAAUAAACAAAAAAUAUAGGGCGGGCCGUCACUCUCUCUGCCCUCCGUAGGUACCACCCGUCUUAAACUCGAAUAGUUUGUAACCUUGAUUACCAAGGGGUGUGUUUUCUUUCAGUUGACGCACGGAGUAUCCGAGAAACUAACAUUUUGGAACCGGAACGCAACAUAACCGAGAAUAAUUAGAGGUCGUCACAUAGGCCAUUAUGUGCUGACCGAGUGGUAAUAUUUUGCUUGGUAGAACGGAUUCACAGCGAACAACUUCAUGCAGCUUCCCUUUUCUUUGAAGUAUACUCUGUUUGUGUACCUGUCUGUCUGUCUGUCUGUCUCUCUCUCUCUCUAUUUAUAUAUACUGUUACGAUACUGCAACAAAUAACAAUGAAAAUUUAAUUUUAAAUUUAAUUUCCUUUUCUUUUAUUACAGGACAUAGAUCAAUCAUACACUUAACAAACCAAAAGCAAACAUCUAAUAUGUCUUGAAGAGUUAGAUGUGCAAUGCAAAGUUAUGAUACUCCUGUAUUAAAUCCAGAUAAAAUCCUAGUUGGUUGGCGAAGAUUCCUUAAAUUAAAGUUCACAAUGAUGACGAUGAUGAAAUUGAUGUUGAAGCACAAUGAAUAACAAAAGUCACUAUAACGAGUUGAAAUGUCUGUGAAGACGAUGUUGAUGAUGAUUAACAGUCAAUUUCAGCAAUCCAUGGGAUAAAAAGCGUUCAUUAAAACAGGUUGAUGAUCUCGAUGAGAACUGACAAUUCCUCUCUCAAAGUAAACUGCAAACAGUUCAUUGAUGGCGUGCAAAUAAUUCCACAGAAGAUAAAUGUUGUAUUCCAGUUGGAAAUAAACUGCGCUCUGACAUAAAGUCUGGUGUGAAACUCUGAAUUAUGAUCUCAUAUGAUGAAGUAACUGCCAGCUUAUAUAUAUGAAUUUCCACUAUUCUGGAAACUUCUAGUAUUGUCUUUAAAAAGAACAUUCUCCUUCCUUCUAGAGCAGUUCAAUUCUAGAAGACUCUUGAAUGACCUCAUGAAAUUAACAAUGUAAAAAAAUAGCUAAUCCUAUUGUGAUUUUUUUACAUUCCAGAAAUAACAAAAAAUACUCCGUCUCAUUAAAUAGGCAUGCCUAACAAAGCUUUGAUGAGACAUUCUGGAAUAUUAUAAAUCAUUA
Lytechinus pictus (painted urchin) is the source of this 1739-nucleotide messenger RNA. RefSeq names its product sulfotransferase 1C1-like. Gene Ontology annotation, cellular component: cytoplasm. The record is from RefSeq and is a predicted model, not a curated record. The transcript is spliced from 4 exons. Gene Ontology annotation, molecular function: sulfotransferase activity. Gene Ontology annotation, biological process: sulfation. Bases 109 to 588 code for a protein of 159 amino acids. Lineage: Eukaryota; Metazoa; Echinodermata; Echinoidea; Temnopleuroida; Toxopneustidae.